AUUUCCCAAUAUAAUUUUACUCAAAAUCGUCGUAAAAUUUUUGCAAUGAAGAAAUCUGAGAAAAAAGAAUGUAAGAGUGAAACGACCGAAAAGACUGAAAGGACAACAGAUGGCAGCAGUAUUUCAAACUCAGUUAUGAUCAAUUUUCCGGACGACUCAAUGUAUCAAAAUGUAGAAAAAACUAAAAGCGUUGGAAGAGUAACUAAUGAAAUGAUUGACAAUUAUUUAUUGAGAUACCAAUUUUUCCAUGGUUUUGUGCUCCAAGAGCUACAACUGAUCUUGUUGAAGACGAACGGAGACUUUCUCCUGAGAUUGUCGCAUCAACCAGAGAAGAAUGCGAAGAAGCCGACGACUCCGGACAAAAGUGCCACUGAUCCGAUUCCACUGACUCGUGUCAUUCUUGUUCUGUCCGUCAAUAUCACACAAAAAACCGGCACCACACGAAGUUUCUAUGGGGAUCUGGAGGAUGUGAAGAAAGAGAACAUGGAUAUGCAUUUGUUUAUUGAAGAAACCGCCGGCAAAUGGACCUCGUUUUAUAUUGAGCGGCGAUUCAAGUUUCCGACUAUUGAUGAGCUUAUCAACUACUAUAAGGUCAACCCGAUUUGCUAUCACAAUACACGUGUAUUCUUGAAACGCCCUAUCGUGCUACAAGACUGGGAGCUCCGGGCAGAAGGAAUUGAUAUGACUCCAAAGAAGUUGGGAGAAGGUGCCUUUGGAAUAGUCUACUUGGGACGAUGGGCACAACCGUUUAGUGUGGAUCAGAAGGAGUUUCAUAAGUGGUGUGACGUGGCAGUCAAGACGGUGAAAAACGACGAUUCGAGGGCGGCUCUUUUGGAAGUGAUGCACGAAGCAAGGUUGCAGCUACAGUUGAGACAUAAGAAUGUUCUCGCAUUCCGCGGAGUUUUCCUCCUCAAGAAGCCGAUUAUGUUGGUCUCCGAGUUUUGUGAAAACUAUCUGCAAAAGAGCAAAGUGAGCGUGGAUGAGAAGCUCCGGUUUUGCCUUGGCUCGUCGUGUGGGCUCGAGUACAUUCACUUCAAAGGGCUCAUUCACCGUGACUUGGCGACUCGGAACAUUUUGGUUUCAGCGGAUAAGACGCCAAAGAUUGCCGAUUUCGGUUUGGCAAAGCACGCGAGCUCCUACAAAAUGCGAAAAGCCACGAAGAUCCCUGUCAGGUACCUUGCUCCAGAGACGUUGAGCUCAUUCGUCUAUUCCACCAAAACCGAUGUCUACACGUUUGGUCUUGUCAUCUGGGAAAUAUUUGCAAACGGACAGGAGCCAUAUAUGAAAGCUCAACCACACCAAGAAUGUGUUGCUCCAAAAAAUACGCAACUCAGAGGACGUCAUAUUAAGGAGCUGAUCAGGAAGGAGCUGUUCGUGAAAUUCAACCAAGAGGCACCAGUUGCUCUUCAACAAUAUGUGGCUGCAAAGCUGUUCGUAGUUGAUGAUAAGAAAAGACCCGAUAUGCCCGAGGUAUCAACGUUCCUGGGCGACAUGUUGAAGGUGGACUUGACAAAGAUGAGAUACUCGUACAAGAUGUAGUUACAAAAAUUGAUCUACUUGGUGUUUUAAGUUUUAAAUAAAUU
Messenger RNA from Caenorhabditis elegans, 1583 nucleotides. It is a transcript of the gene F22B3.8, whose product is annotated as Tyrosine-protein kinase. Gene Ontology annotation, biological process: developmental process. Gene Ontology annotation, molecular function: ATP binding; kinase activity; protein tyrosine kinase activity. Lineage: Eukaryota; Metazoa; Nematoda; Chromadorea; Rhabditida; Rhabditidae. The coding region runs from base 46 to 1539 and encodes 497 amino acids. The record is from RefSeq and is marked reviewed. The transcript has 10 exons.